Messenger RNA from Rotaria sordida, 1188 nucleotides. NCBI's taxonomy places the organism in Eukaryota, Metazoa, Rotifera, Eurotatoria, Philodinida, Philodinidae. The record is from the annotation of a GenBank genome assembly.
AUGAUUCCUAUUCAAUUCAAUGCUCAGCAAUUAUCAAGUUAUAUCAGAACAGCUAUUCAAUUACUCAGUUCAAAUUCAUCAAAGGUUACUGAUCUCAUGCUUCCAAAAAUUUUAGAAAAUAUUAAUCGAAUAGCUAAUGAAAGUGUUAUACAUACUCGAACAAUAACUAAAAAACUAUUUUAUUUACCUGAACUCCUUUCGGAAGUUUUGGAAAUGAGCGCAGCUACUUAUUCUAAUCAUACGGGCAACACUCUCAAAAAACAAUCGCAUAUUAUCAAAUCAACACAUAAUAGUCAAGACAACGAUAGGGGUCUUAUUUUUAAUGAAGGAUCAUACAAAGAUGAUCGACUACGUGUAAAGAAUCCACCAAAAGAAUAUCGUAGUCUUCAAACAGUCUUAUCAGCUAAUCGUAUUUUAACCGAAAAAGCUACCUCUCUAUUUACAGCUGAAUAUGCCUCGAAAUUAGAUCAUACAAAUCAAAGAAUACUGAGUGUCACUCCAGGUGCAGCUACAACAAUAAAAGAUAACACUGCUUUAAAAGCGAAACAUUUAAAAAAAGGGAAAAAAAGUGAAAAGCGUAACACUGAAAUUAUUCAACAAAUUGCUCAGUCAAAACAGCAAAGUGUUACACUUAACGGUACUGCUGCUGUUUCCAGGAAGGAUGAUCAAGAAAUUAUCAACAUUCUCCUCGACUCUGUUGCACAAAUCCACAAAAUUCAAGUCCAAUGGAAUAAAAUGAUGUUAUUCUUUAACAUGCUUAUUUCACAAGUUGAACAUAUACAAAAUGGUUUAAUUCAAAAUUUUCUUAAUAUUAUCAAAGAUUCAAGCAACAAUAAUUUUCAUUUAGAUUCAUUUGAUAAAGAACUUGUCCUUAUUUUGCUCAUUAAAGCAAGUGAAGACCUAGAACAACAAGCUGAUUCACUCUAUACAAUGUGCAAAGCUUACAGUGAUACUUCUUCAGCAUAUAUAAUCAAUCAGAUAAAUAGUGUUAAUUUACUUAUUUUACAAACAAAUGAUGAACAAGCAUCAUAUUUGCGUCAACUUCCGUUCAAUACGAUUUUGAUAUCAACACGAGUCGUUCAAUUAGCGCAAGACCAACAAAAUGAGUAUAUUAUACGUAUGAAGAAUCGUCGUACAGAAUAUGAACAACUUUUAGCUCAAAUUGAUACAAGAAAAGUUAAUAGUUAG